Suillus bovinus is the source of this 555-nucleotide messenger RNA. RefSeq lists its product as uncharacterized. The record is from RefSeq and is a predicted model, not a curated record. The transcript is spliced from 3 exons. Lineage: Eukaryota; Fungi; Basidiomycota; Agaricomycetes; Boletales; Suillaceae. The coding region runs from base 1 to 555 and encodes 184 amino acids.
AUGACCAUAUCUUAUCUUAUCAUAUCUAAUCUAAUCUAUUCACAAUCAAAUAACUUGUCUUCUUCAUCAGUCACAUCGAAGACACAUGUCGUGGGCGCUAAAGGUAUUUUGGGAAUGGUAGAUGUUUUCAAGGAAGAUUUAGAAAAGAAUAAUGGUUUGUUAAAGCUUCGUCGCCUUCACUCGUUCAUUGCUGCUGAAAAUCAUCACUUUGAGGUCACUCUCCAAUGCCUCAAGGCCAAGAGCAAUACAAUUUACCACACUGUCAAGGAAUUUACCACUCGCCACAUCCGAAUCAAUUCUCACAACCUCGCCCGUGCAUUUCAAACAUUUAGCUUUACUGGUUUCACAGGAGACAAGACGGUCGGCAUGAAGAAGAACUCAUCUGUUUUGAAUCAUUCACUAACACAUGCAGAUGUCUUGGCUGAUCAGCAGAAACUUGAUGGUGAUGAGACAGACGAAGCAGAAUCUGACAUGGAUGGGGAUGAAGCUUGUGGGGUUGUGGGUGGUCUGGUUGACUAUGUCUCUGAGUUGUCAUUGCGUCCGAUUAGUCUUUAG